Lolium perenne is the source of this 1513-nucleotide messenger RNA. The record is from RefSeq and is a predicted model, not a curated record. Lineage: Eukaryota; Viridiplantae; Streptophyta; Magnoliopsida; Poales; Poaceae.
AUGGCUUUAUUUACGGAGAUCUUCAUCUCCCUCCGCCGCCACACCUUUGGCUCCGACCGCCGGAGCUCCUCAAUCCUUGCUUUCCCGGGAGCAAAAAGAAAGAAAGAAAAAAAGAGUCAAUCCUUGAUUUGGCAACGAGCGGCCGGGUGGACUUGUUUUGGGGAGUGGACUGACUUUUCGGCAUGUCGUGGCUCGCGUGAUUCUCCGCGACGUCUUUUGCAUUCCCAAAGGAAACAAUUACUGCGCGCGGUCACGGCCGCCGCGCUAUACGCGUGGCCGUCGUCGUCGCUCCUCCGCCCUGGACUCCCGCGCCUCAUCGCCCUCCUCCCGCUGUUCCCGCUCCUCGUCGCCGCGCCCCUGGCCUUCCCCUCCUCCGCCAUCGUCCGGGGCCUCGCCGCCUUCUUCCUGGCCUGGCUAGGCACCUUCAAGCUCGCCCUCCUCGCCGUCGGCCGCGGCCCGCUCGACCCCGCCCUUCCCGUGCUGCCGUUCCUCUUCACCGCCUUGCUCCCCGUCAAGCUCGCCCCAGCAUCAUCCAACAAGGCCAAGCCGGUGUCCCUCGUUUCUUGCGCGGUGAAGGUGGCCGUCGUAGCCGCCGUGGUCCGGCUGUACCAGCUCAACCACCGCCUGCACCUCUACGCGCGCCUAGCCCUGUACGGCGUCCACACCUACUGCUUCCUGGACCUCCUCCUCCCCUGCAUCGCGGCCGCCGCCGCCGCGCUCGGCAUGGAGGCGGAGCCGCAGUUCGACCGGCCGUACCUGGCGUCCUCGCUGCGGGACUUCUGGGGCCGCCGGUGGAACCUCAUGGUUUCUGCCAUCCUCCGGCCGUCCGUCUACGACCCCGUCCGCGCGCUCGCCGGGGUCCCCGCCGCCGUCCUGGCCACCUUCGCCGUAUCCGCGCUCAUGCACGAGGCCAUGGUGUACUACCUCAGCCUGCAGUGGCGGUCCGACGGCAUGAUGGCUGCCUUCUUCCUGCUCCACGGCGUUUGCUGCGUUCUCGAGGGGUGGUGCGCGCGGCGGUGGGCGGCGCGUGGGUGGCCGGCGCCGCCGCGGCCCGUGGCGACGGUGCUGGUAGGGCUCUUCGUCACGGCCACGUCGUUCUGGCUCUUCUUCCCGGCGCUUUGCAAGGACGGAGUUGAGGAGAAGCUGCUGCAGGAGUGGGCUGCGGUGGCCGCCUUCUUCCAGGACGCCGGCGGGAAGAUACCAUGGUACGGUCAACUUAAUUAGUAGCUAAGGAAAAGUACAACCUAGUGAAAGGUGUACUACCCUGUUGGCACUUGACACAUCAAAUCUAAUUAACUCUGAAAAGGUUAGUGGACAAAAUCAAAAUUAAGGAGCAUGUUGGCAUGUCCGUUAGAAGUUACGCUAUGCCAUGUGCCAAUUUGUACCCUUUGUACGAUCCUCAUUGUUCCCGUUGCCAUUGUGUAGGGUGAUUAUCACGCCAUAAAUUAAAGAAUGUUGCUGAGCCUCACUUGGGAAUUAGAUUCCCUAGCUCCGGGUUCACAGUGUUUGCUCC